GAACCAGAGCCCUCCCUGGCAUGCUCAGAGGCGGCUCCUGUCCCCAGGAGAGGGGGUGGUUCCCAGGAGGGGGUAGCCUGCUGCUGCCACCGCCAGGCGCUCUCCCAGGCAACUGCUGUGCUGCAGCGGGCAGCCUCCGGGAGUGGCUCUGGAGCCUGGCUGCCAGAAGAGCAGCCAAACAGCCGGGGGGAGCUGGGCCAGCGCAGCAGGAGGACAGAGUCCUCCACCCAGAAGCCAUGACGGAAGCAGUGAGUUCAGGCAGAGAUUGCCUGCAGGCCGGAGAGUCCUGCACCAAUGAUCCCAGCUGCAGCUCCAAGUUCCGGACCCUCCGGCAAUGCAUCGCGGGCAACGGCGCCAACAAACUGGGGCCGGACGCCAAGAACCAGUGCCGGAGCACAGUGACGGCCCUGCUGUCCAGCCAGCUUUCUGGCUGCAAGUGUAAACGGGGCAUGAAGAAGGAGAAACAUUGCCUGAGCGUCUACUGGAGCAUCCACCACACCCUGAUGGAAGGUAUGAAUGUGUUGGAGAGUUCUCCGUACGAGCCAUUCAUCAGGGGCUUUGACUAUGUCCGGCUGGCAUCCAUCACCGCAGGUUCUGAGAACGAGGUGACGCAGGUGAACCGCUGUCUGGACGCCGCCAAGGCCUGCAACGUGGAUGAGAUGUGCCAGCGGCUGAGGACAGAGUACGUCUCCUUCUGCAUCCGGCGCUUGGCCCGGGCCGACACCUGCAACCGCUCCAAGUGCCACAAGGCCCUGCGCAAGUUCUUUGACCGCGUGCCCCCCGAGUACACGCACGAGCUUCUCUUCUGCCCCUGUGACGACACGGCCUGCGCCGAGCGCCGCCGACAGACCAUUGUCCCCACCUGCUCCUACGAGUCCAAGGAGAAGCCCAACUGCCUGACCCCCCUGGAUUCCUGCCGGGAGAACUAUGUCUGCAGGUCUCGAUAUGCGGAGUUUCAGUUUAACUGCCAGCCUUCCCCGCAGUCUGCGACUGGCUGCAGGAGGGAGAACUACGCUGCCUGUCUGCUGGCAUACACAGGAAUCAUAGGUAGUCCCAUCACACCUAACUAUAUCGACAAUUCAACUGCCAGCAUAGCGCCUUGGUGCACCUGCAACGCCAGCGGCAACCGUCAGGAGGAGUGUGAGAACUUUCUGCACCUCUUCACCGACAACCUCUGUCUCCAAAACGCCAUCCUGGCCUUCGGCAACGGGACGUACCUGAACGCGGCACUGGCCCCAUCCGUGCCCCCGACGACACAGAUGUACAAGCAGGAGCGAAACGCCAACAGAGCCGCCGCCACCCUCAGAGGGAACAUCUUUGAGCAGCUCCAGCCCACCAAGGGAUCUGGAGAGGAGCCGCUCCUAAGGGGCUCCACCCAACUGGCAUCCGAAACCUCCGGCUUGGCGUCAGCCUCCCGCGCUGCGGAGUGGCUGCUGAUGUGGGUUUCCAUGGCUCUCGCUGCGCCACUCCUGCUUGCGAUGUGAAACGGAGCGAGCAUGCAGCAGGCGGUGACUCUAUGCGCGCCUCUUUCUUUUUUUUAAAAAAAAAAGCACUCAUUGGGGGAGGGCGGGGCUGUAUGUGGAAAUGCCCUGCUCCCCCCCCAACCAACAUAUUUUAUUUUGUAAAAUCGAAGGCGUCUCACCAGCUAGCUCCUGGUUACCCUUCCUGCUCCUCGGCUCGCUUCUCGUCUCCAGCGCCCUGUAGCGUGUCCAUGGCAGUGCAGAGCCACAGACAGGUCCCUUCAUAGAGCCCAGCACAAGAAACCAGAGAUCCAGAGGCCCUGAGACAGCCGAGCGAGAAAAGACUCCUGAUGGAUGAGCUGUCAGGAAGGGUUCAUGAAACGUUGGCCUACGGGGACAUGGUGGGUCUUGCGAUAGGCCAUGCAACUUUCUACAGCGUGUCCCGAGCUGCGGCAGGACCAACAGAACCCCGUCCCUGGCUCAGACUAAGGCCAUCUUCCACUUUGCCAGCAAGGUGUUGCCUUUGCCUACCAAGGAAGAUACCAGGCGUCUCUGCGGGGUAGAGCAGAGCCAGGGCCAUGCGGUCCCUGACCUAGCUGGUUUUUCGACAUGUCUGACAGCAUCCUGUGUAACUGGCAUGUAACUCCCAUCCGAACCCUGACCCUUUCCCCUCUCCUGUAGAAAACCGUGUUCACGUGUUACUGGUCUUCAGGCAGAAACACGUAUGUCACCUUCCAUUUUUUUUGCCGGCUUUUUGGCAAUUCAUGGUGGCAUCCCCUUCGGAGCCCGGAACAUUCUUAACUGGCCCUGUCAAGUCUUUGGGGUAGUUUUUGUCACAUCCAAGUGUGAGGUGAGAGCAGGAUAUAUUGUCCCACACAACGCGUGUCUUUUUAUAAUCGCUUGGUAUGUAUAAGCCUCCAGGCAAGAAUUGAUGUUCAUAUCACUUGACUUGUGCUCACGUGACAGGCGAGUUGUUUGGUCUGAAAGGUUGUGUCUACACUGCAUCAGAACACCCGCAGCUGGCCUGGGUCACAGGAUCAGUUGCUGUUUAGAUGUGUCUGGGCUCUGGGACCCCCAUGAGCCCUGAUGUCUACACUACAAUUUUAUAGCCCUACAGCCUGAGCCCGAGUCAGCUAAUACGGGCCAGGUGUGAGUGUUUUACUGUUCACUUAGACGCCCUUAGUGACACAAAUGAUGUUCAGUGGUUUACUUGGUAUCUCGCUAGUCACAGAAAUGAAAGAUGGGCUGGAAAAGGUUCAGCGGAGACCAAGCAACCAACCAACUCACCCACACGAAUGACCACAGGGGGAUACUAAAAAAACCCAGCCGCCGUAUGAAACAAUCCAGGCACUAAAUGUAGCAGGGCAGGGCUUGCUCUGAGUCACAUUGUUAAAUAGUUAACUAGAGUUGCCCUCGUUGGGUUGGUUUAUGCCCUCAUGCUUCAGACGCUAAGUCAAUCUCUAAAUAAUGGGAUCUGGGAGGAAGCAUUCUCUAUACUUGCUGCUUGCAGGAUUUAUUGCACCGUCUUCUGUUGGUGUAUCGGGGGCUGGGCUGCUGGGCUACAUGGGGCAUGGGUCUGAGCUUGGAUGGCCACCCCUACUUUCCUGUGGAGAUAGAGCGUAUGAUCCUGAGGGUGGUGAGUGAGCCCCUAACUCCUCUUGACAUCAGUGGCCGAGCUGAGGGGUCUCUGUGCUGGAUCAGGCCCAUAGAAUUGCUCCCUCAUUAAAUACUCAGCCUGGCUGCCCCACGGAGGAGCCUUUCUUGAGGGCCUCACGCGCUUUGGGCUGCUGGGUUCCAGAAGAACAUGGCUUGGGUCACACGUCUCCAGCGCCACCAGCAGCCAUCUCCUGCCAGGUGGAUUUGUCGGAAGGAUUUUGACAGGGCCCAGCAGUGGCAGGUGGGGAUCGCGAGCCCCACCCAAUGGAGCGCUGCAAGCACAAGGCCCAGGAUAGGGGUUUGGCUGCAGCCCGUUGCCCUCCUCUCCCCGUCCCCUCAGAAGUUGAUGUCUUAGCUCGAUUGCUUAAAUGUUAAAGGAAAAUUGCAACAGAAGAGAAACAUUCCCAGGCCCUUAAUCCAGUGUGAAAUAUAACCAGUUAAUACUUACUCUGGAGUUCAGCGCCUAGUUUAACCAAAGCCCUGUUAUGUUCCCCCCACCCGGGCUCCCGUGGGGCACCUUAGCACAGUAAGAUCUCACUGGCCUGGUUUUACAGAGGUCUCAGCUGUGCCAGAGAUCUUCAUAAACUCAGGGCUUAUGGGCAGGGACACCAGGUUUAAAUGUGAAACAACAAAGCUGAACACAGACAUAUCCUCAGCUUGGUGUCAUGCAGCCAACCGGGAAGAUGAGAGCGACGGCGAACAGCAGACAAUGGCCACAGCUCAUGGUACAUUUUUAGCAGGAUGGGGUUAGCAUACACUAGCCUAGACUAUAUAGAUCCUGGUAGCCCCCUACGCAUGGGCGAGCCGGAUAAUAGUGCGUUAAAUGACACGACUAACAGCUGUACUAUGCACAGCAUGACCACAGCUGGCAGGAUUUGAACACUGACCCCAGUGACAGCUAGACAAGGAGCUUACCUGUGUCCAGGAAGCUACCUCAUAAGAGUCCUUUAUGUGCUACACUCCUUACCUUUAAAUAGCUGUGGCAAUUUCCUGCCGUUCUGGCCAUAAUAUCCUGAGCUGCUGGCUGCCAUGCCAACCGUCUUGUGCUGAGCCAUGUGAUCAUGCCCCGUUACUGGUUAGAAGGGUCAAUAAAAUGGCCGCCUUCUGGGACCUUACCCCACUGUCCAGUUCACAUCCCUGAGUCUUUUGAAACGCUGGGUUCCCAUUUCCUUAGCUACGUGUGUUGUAAGUGACUGAGGGUGGUUGUUUUUCCCCUGCAGCCAGCAAUAGGAAAAGUCAUUCCAGCCGUCCCCUAACGUCGGUGUGGAGAAUUUUAGUCAUCACACGCUCGGCAGGGCGGAAUUAGCUAUAAUUAAGGGGGGAGCCGCUCAGCUGGUAUAAAUUGGCUGAGGGAACUGGCAUCAGCUCUCUUGUGUACCCCUGCUAAAUGCCACCUUUUUUUUUUUUUUAGCAGCAGAGGGGUCAGCUGGCCAGACAGUGCCCAGUCUCAGCCUCCAGCAGACUGUGCUUAAUUGUUCCUUCAAAACCAGGGCUUGGAAAGCAAGCUGGCACGUUUCACACCUCAGCCACAGUGGUUGGGCUGCGGGCAAAACGGCCCUAGUUCUUGUACGCCAACUAGUUAUUGUUUUCCCCACGCCACCCUUGCAAGGGCUGCGAGGCCAAUGCAGCUCAAUGGCAGCAAAUGUGUCACCCUAAUUUUCUUCCCCUCGUGAAAGCCCCAUGUUUUACGGAUUCCAAACAGUGGCACGUAUGGGCUGGGUUUGCCUACAAAAGGGGUCACAGAACUGCAAUGGACGUGGCGCGAUUUGAUGCCUGGAUGAAACACGCAAACUGUUGUGUAGUUUGUUGGCCGCGCUGGCUGGAGUCAGCAGCGCUCUGGCUGGGAGCCCAGGAGAGAUCCUACACCUAUAGGAUGGGGAGUUUUUCACUCAAUUUAAAAAGUCAAAGCUUGUGGAUGCUAAGCAGUGGCCAGCUGGAGAUGAUGUUGUGGGAAGGUUUAAUACAAGCGUUCAAGCCAACGUUCUCUCUCUCUCUCUCACACACACACACACACACCCAUCCCCCGCUCCAUAUCUCUUCCCUCUCCCUCCACAAAAUGGGAUGAAAUUUUUAUAUGAACAUUUCAUCCUUUUUUCCCAUCAGCAUUUGAACUUGAUAAAAAAAAUUCAUUAAAAUUUCAACAUUUGCAAUUUCUUUUUUAAUCAAUUCUUAUACCCAAAUGAGAAAAUAUAAUCACUUUUUUUGGUGGGGGGGGGCUUCCCUUUGUGCCAUGGGCCAAAAUGUUGACAAAAAUUUAAAAUAUCAAAAAUGAUUAAAUGUUUCAAUCUGCUCCACUAACCAGGGCCCUUAGCGUAUCUGCUUGCACUGGAAAGGGGCUGAGCCAGCCCAAGCCGUACCCCACAGACUUUCAUAAGCACAAAGCUACGUACUUUUUAAUUAAUCAAAAUUCUGUGGCAUCGCUGAGCUGUUUUUUUUCUGAUGGGCCAUUGCCAGAGCAGUUUGGGAAUUCCUUACCCCUUGUGUAACUCAAGCACCAAACCACCAACGCUACUGGCGAGGAAGCCGUUUCUGCGGGACGGAAUAAUCUCUGCAAUAAAACGAGUGAGGGCAGGUGAUGCUAAGAGACUCUGUGUGUGUGUGUGUGUG
This is a messenger RNA of Mauremys mutica (yellowpond turtle), 5723 nucleotides long. It is a transcript of the gene GFRA4, whose product is annotated as GDNF family receptor alpha 4. The record is from RefSeq and is a predicted model, not a curated record. The transcript has 8 exons. Lineage: Eukaryota; Metazoa; Chordata; Testudines; Geoemydidae. The coding region runs from base 21 to 1484 and encodes 487 amino acids. Gene Ontology annotation, biological process: nervous system development. Gene Ontology annotation, cellular component: external side of plasma membrane; signaling receptor complex. Gene Ontology annotation, molecular function: glial cell-derived neurotrophic factor receptor activity.